Molecule: messenger RNA, 795 nt
Organism: Eimeria mitis
Lineage: Eukaryota; Apicomplexa; Conoidasida; Eucoccidiorida; Eimeriidae
Exons: 3
Coding region: 1-795 (264 amino acids)
Source: RefSeq, a predicted model, not a curated record
AUGCAUGCAGCGGCAGCAGCAAGUGUUGCAGCAGCAGGAGCAGCAACAGAAACAGCAACAGCAGCAGCAGCAUCAGAUACAGCAGCAGCAGCCCUAUCAUCAUCAUCACCAUUACCAUCACCAUCAUUAGCAGCAGCAGCACAACCACCAGCAGCAGCAGCAGCAGCAGAAGCAGCAGCAUCAGCACCAGCACCAGCAGCAGCAGCAGCAGCACCACCACCAACAGCAGCAGCAGCAGCAGCAGCAGCAGCAGCACCAGCAUCAGCAGCCACUGCAGGCGGCAGCAGCAGCACCAGCAGCAGCAGCAGCAGCAGCACAGCGCAACGAACCCAGCCUACGACAGCAGCAGCACCAUACGCAGCAUCAGCAUCAGCAUAUGCAGCGGCAGCAGCAAGUGUUGCAGCAGCAGGAGCAGCAACAGAAACAGCAACAGAAGCAGCAGCAUCAGAUACAGCAGUAGCAGCGCUAUCAUCAUCAUCAUCAUCAUCAUCACCAUCAUUAGCAGCAGCAGCAGCAGCAGCAGCACCAGCAGCAGCAGCAGCAGGAGCAGCAGCAUCAGCACCAGCACCAACAGCAGCAGCAGCAGCAGCAGCAGCACCAGCAUCAGCAGCACCAGCAGCAGCAGCAGCACCAGCAGCAGCAGCAGCAGCAGCAGCACCAGCAGCAGCACCAGCAGCACCAGCACCAACAGCACCAGCAACACCAGCACCAGCACCAACAGCACCAGCAGCAGCAGCAGCAGCAGCACCAGCAGCAGCAGCAGCAGCAGCAGCAGGAGCAGCAUUACCUGAGUGA